Molecule: messenger RNA, 375 nt
Organism: Penicillium verrucosum
Lineage: Eukaryota; Fungi; Ascomycota; Eurotiomycetes; Eurotiales; Aspergillaceae
Exons: 2
Coding region: 1-375 (124 amino acids)
Molecular function (GO): aldehyde dehydrogenase (NAD+) activity
Source: RefSeq, a predicted model, not a curated record
AUGCAAAAGGGUAACUUUGUCUCUCCGGUUGUUUUGACCAAUGUCAACCAUACCAUGGCUACAAUGAAGGAGGAGACUUUCGGUCCCGUGAUGCCAAUCAUGAAGGUCUCCAGUGAUGAUGAAGCUAUUGCAUUGAUGAAUGACAGCGAUUAUGGUCUGACGGCGAGCGUCUGGACGAAAGAUAUCACUCGCGGAGAGGAGUUGAUCGAUCGCAUUGAGGCCGGUACGGUAUUCAUUAAUCGCUGCGACUAUCCAAGCCCGGACCUUGCUUGGACGGGUUGGAAGACCUCGGGUUUGGGAUGCACUCUUGGCCCACGUGGAUACGAUGGAUUCGUGAAGCUGAAGAGUUACCACGUCAAGGAUGGCUCGACAUGA